Molecule: messenger RNA, 6810 nt
Organism: Gallus gallus (chicken)
Lineage: Eukaryota; Metazoa; Chordata; Aves; Galliformes; Phasianidae
Gene: GRM1
Product: glutamate metabotropic receptor 1
Exons: 8
Coding region: 384-3842 (1152 amino acids)
Biological process (GO): G protein-coupled glutamate receptor signaling pathway; regulation of synaptic transmission, glutamatergic
Cellular component (GO): postsynaptic density membrane
Molecular function (GO): G protein-coupled receptor activity involved in regulation of postsynaptic membrane potential; adenylate cyclase inhibiting G protein-coupled glutamate receptor activity
Source: RefSeq, a predicted model, not a curated record
AGGGGAGUGCGGCAAGGCAAAUAAACACACACCUUAAUUCCUCUUGAAACAUGCUUCCAAAAGCCUUUACCGGAGCCAGCUGCCCUACGAAAGCGUUGACCGCCUCGAACCGUGCCGCUCUGGUGAGCUCUGAUUUGACGUUGAAUCCCCAAUGAGCGUUUCAUACCCCGUUUCUGUGCCACCAGGUUAAAAGUCACUAGGAUGACAGCUGCCUGUGCACCCUCGAGAGUUACGCUGUGAGACGUGGCUGCGAUGGUAUUAAGAGCAACCCGAGAACCGGCGGGGGGCAGCGGACGCCGUUCCCUACAUGUGCUCACAGCAUACGCAGCCAAGAGGAACCCACCGGAGCCGUAGCCCGGCCGCGGACAGCACCGUGCACCGCAAUGACCGCUGUGCUGCCUCUCGUGCUGCCUGCGCUGCUGCUGGCAGGUGCCGCGCUGCCACCAGCUGCCGCCUCUGCGCAGCGCUCGGUGGCCCGCAUGGAUGGGGAUGUCAUCAUUGGUGCCCUCUUCUCGGUCCACCACCAACCACCAGCUGAGAAGGUGCCUGAGAGGAAGUGCGGAGAGAUCCGGGAGCAGUACGGCAUCCAGCGGGUGGAGGCCAUGUUUCACACCUUGGAUAAGAUCAACGCUGACCCAGUGCUGCUGCCCAACAUCACGCUGGGCAGUGAGAUCCGUGACUCCUGCUGGCACUCCUCGGUGGCCCUGGAGCAGAGCAUUGAGUUCAUUCGGGACUCACUCAUCUCUAUUAGGGAUGACAGGGAGGGAGGUGGGCGCUGCCUCUCCGACUCACAACCGCAGCCCCCGGGCCGCCUGAGGAAGCCCAUUGCGGGAGUCAUUGGCCCUGGCUCCAGCUCAGUUGCCAUCCAGGUGCAGAACCUCCUGCAGCUCUUUGACAUCCCACAAAUUGCCUACUCUGCCACCAGCAUCGACCUGAGUGACAAGACUCUCUACAAGUAUUUUCUCCGUGUGGUCCCCUCUGACACACUCCAAGCCCGCGCCAUGCUCGAUAUUGUCAAGCGUUACAACUGGACUUAUGUGUCCGCCGUGCACACUGAAGGAAAUUACGGGGAAAGUGGAAUGGAGGCCUUCAAAGAGCUGGCUGCCCAAGAGGGCCUCUGCAUUGCUCAUUCUGACAAGAUCUAUAGCAAUGCUGGGGAGAAAAGCUUUGAUCGCCUGCUCCGCAAGCUGCGAGAAAGAUUACCCAAGGCUAGAGUGGUGGUUUGCUUCUGUGAGGGCAUGACGGUGAGGGGGAUCCUCAUUGCUAUGAGACGUCUGGGAGUGCUUGGGGAGUUCCUGCUAAUUGGAAGUGACGGUUGGGCAGACAGAGAUGAAGUCAUUGAAGGUUAUGAACAGGAAGCAAAUGGAGGCAUCACUAUCAAACUGCAAUCUCCAGAGGUCUUGUCAUUUGAUGACUACUAUCUGAAGCUGCGUCUGGACACCAAUACCCGCAAUCCUUGGUUUCCUGAGUUCUGGCAGCAUAGAUUUCAGUGUCGCAUCCCUGGACACCCACUAGAGAAUCCUAACUUCCAGAAGAACUGCACCGGUAAUGAAAGCCUAGAAGAAAACUAUGUUCAGGACAGUAAAAUGGGAUUCGUCAUCAAUGCUAUAUAUGCUAUGGCUCAUGGACUCCAAAAUAUGCAUCAUUCCCUUUGCCCAGGACAUGUUGGGCUGUGUGAUGCUAUGAAGCCAAUUGAUGGCAGCAAACUCUUGGAGUUUCUCCUCAAGUCCACAUUCAUUGGUGUUUCUGGAGAAGAAGUUUGGUUUGAUGAAAAGGGAGAUGCCCCAGGAAGGUAUGACAUUAUGAACCUGCAGUACAUAGAGCCCAACCGCUACGACUAUGUCCUCAUUGGAACUUGGCACGAGGGUGUCCUCAACAUUGAUGACUACAGGAUUCAGAUGAACAAGAGUGGAAUGGUCCGAUCAGUGUGCAGCGAGCCUUGCUUGAAGGGGCAGAUUAAGGUGAUCAGGAAAGGAGAAGUGAGCUGCUGCUGGAUUUGCACUGCUUGCAAAGAGAACGAAUUUGUUCAGGAUGAAUUCACCUGUAAAGCCUGUGAACUUGGCUGGUGGCCAAAUGCUGAACUGACAGGCUGUGAACCCAUUCCUGUAAAAUACCUUCAGUGGAGCAAUAUAGAAUCUAUUGUGGCUGUGGUCUUUUCCUGCCUGGGGAUCCUGGUCACCAUGUUUGUCACCCUUAUCUUUGUGCUCUACAGGGACACUCCUGUUGUCAAAUCCUCCAGUCGGGAGCUCUGCUACAUAAUCCUUGCUGGCAUCUUUCUGGGUUAUGUCUGCCCUUUCACCCUUAUCGCUAAACCCACCACGAUAUCCUGCUACCUCCAGCGCCUUCUGGUGGGUCUCUCUUCUGCCAUGUGCUAUUCUGCCCUUGUGACCAAAACCAACCGCAUUGCACGCAUUCUGGCAGGCAGCAAAAAGAAGAUUUGUACCCGCAAGCCACGUUUCAUGAGUGCGUGGGCUCAAGUGGUCAUUGCCUCCAUUUUGAUCAGUGUGCAGUUGACACUGGUGGUCACGCUGAUCAUCCUGGAGCCCCCCAUGCCCAUCCUCUCCUACCCCAGCAUUAAGGAAGUUUACCUUAUCUGCAACACCAGCAACUUGGGUGUCGUGGCUCCUGUGGGCUACAAUGGACUCCUCAUCAUGAGCUGCACUUACUAUGCCUUCAAGACUCGCAAUGUGCCUGCCAAUUUCAAUGAGGCCAAGUACAUUGCAUUCACCAUGUAUACCACUUGUAUCAUCUGGCUGGCGUUUGUGCCUAUCUAUUUUGGGAGCAACUACAAGAUCAUCACCACUUGUUUUGCAGUGAGCCUGAGUGUGACAGUGGCCCUGGGGUGCAUGUUCACUCCUAAGAUGUACAUCAUCAUAGCCAAGCCCGAGAGGAACGUCCGCAGUGCCUUCACCACCUCAGAUGUGGUGCGUAUGCAUGUCGGGGAUGGCAAGGCACCUUGCAAGUCCAACACUUUCCUCAACAUAUUCCGGAGAAAGAAACCAGGGGCUGGAAAUCCAAAUUCUAAUGGAAAGUCUGUGUCAUGGUCUGAACCAGGUGGAAGACAAGCUUCCAAGGGCGAGCACAUGUGGCACAGACUCUCAGUGCAUGUGAAGAACCAGGAGACAGGGUGCAAUCAGACAGCCGUGAUCAAACCCCUCACUAAAAGCUACCACGGCCAAAGCAAGAGCCUGACUUUUACCGAUAUCAGCAGCAAGACUCUGUACAAUGUGGAGGAGGAAGAAGACAGAGAGCCCGUCCGCCUCAACCAGCCCAGCAGCCCCUCCAUGGUGGUGCACAGGCGAGUGGCGACCACCCCGCCCUUGCAGGCUGCAGCAGAGGAGACACGUCUCUUCCUGCCCGAGCAGUCCCCCAAGGACCUGCCCCUGCAGCCCCGCUCUCUCAUGGAGCAGCUUCAAGGGGUGGUCAACAAGCUGGCUACUGGCAUCCCUGACUUCAGUGCCGUGUUGCCUGCACCUGGCUCGGGGAAUGGCACGCGGCCUCCCCAGCAGUCGCCCCUGCUGCCUCUCCAGGCAGCUGACUUCAGCGGGGAGCCCCUGUCUCCCCCGGCUGAGGAAGCGGAGAGUGAGAAGCUGAAGCUCAUUCAGGGAUAUGUCUACGAAAAGAGCACAGAGGAUGAGGAGGAGGAGGAGCCGGCAACCAGCAAGCUCACCCUGGAAGACUCACCGGCACUGACACCUCCAUCCCCUUUCCGGGAUUCGGUGGCUUCAGGCAGCUCCGUGCCCAGUUCUCCCGUGUCGGAGUCGGUACUCUGCACACCCCCAGACAUGACCUAUGCUUCCGUCAUCCUGAGGGAUUAUAAGCAGAGCUCGUCCACCCUAUAGAGCAUGGAUGCUGCUGCAGGAGACGUGGCUUGGAGGACUUCGGCAGCUGCCCACUGUGAGGGCCUGGGGAGGUGUUAUCCCCAGGGGUGGCGGAGAAGGAGCGGAGAGCAGAGUCGUACAUGACAGGGCAAAAACUUUAUCCUGCACUUAAAGAAUAAAAAAGAACAAAGAAAAAGAAAAAAAAAAAAAAAAACCGUGCUGAGGGCUUAACAUUCUCUAUCUGUUAAAUUAUUGUACUUUGAGCAAACAAUAGGAAAAAACAAAGCACAAACCUAACGGACAACUUCUAUAGCAAAAAAAAAAAAAAUAAUAAUAAUAAUGAAUAAACACACAGGAAAAGAAAAUAGACUUAGUCACACCAUCUCUUGGCAGUGCUUGAGGAGGACUCUGGGAAGUGCAACCUUGGAGUAGUCCUUAGUGCGUGUGGUGACUGCAGCCUGCCUGCUGUGCCAGCAGGUUCAGGCUGGAAUGGGCAGUGCGGUGACCUGGGGCAAAACUGCCUGUGUACAAGAUAUACAUGCAUAAAUCAUUUCUUCUGGUUUCUGCAGGUGGCAUAAAUGCAUAACCUGUUGGAGAGAGGGGAGCUGAGAUAAUGUGAAAACACAUGGCUCUUUAUGACUUUUGUUGGAACAGUUUGUUCUUUGUACGAGGCUGCUUUUUGGGGGAAUCUGGGUUUUUUAAGGCUAAUUGUGAACAAAGUGAUGAUUAUUACCAAGACUUGAGAAGUUUUUGAUGAAAGCUCUUGCUGUAGUACUUGUAAUAUGAUAAAGGCUUGGGAAAACUGCCCUUUCGUAUGCGAUUGCAAACCAUGUUGGCUAAACUGUUACACAACAUUUACCGUAGCAGAACAAUAUUUAUUGACUGACUUUUCUUAAUACAAUGUACUUGCCGUGUGAUUACAUCAUUCUUUUGUGUUACGAUGAAAUCAAAUGCUUUGGAAUAUAGCUGUAUACUUAGAGCAACAACUAUUACUCUGAAAGGCAGUUCCUUACUGGGGGUUUUAGACUCAGUCUUGAAGCAAGAAUGAGAGUACAUUUGUGUCUGUAUGCGUGUGUACAGUAUGUGUGAAAUGUAAUGUCCAAUAACUACCACUGGAAGAUUGUCUUAUAAAUAUACUAUGAAUAUUUUUAUGUUUCAAUCAUAUUUUAUAUUGCAUUGUUACAAAUAUUCAAUAGAUCUUUGGAGGUUUGUAUGCUGUGCUAAUACAUGUUUUUUCAUAUACGAGCUGAGACAGUAGUUCCUAUUAUAAUAGGGUGCUUUAUUUUGCAGAUAUUUUAUGAAGUAGACCUAUGGUAUUAAUAACCAGUGCAUUGAGAACUUGUUACGUUGUGCGUUUGGUUACUAAUGUUAAAGAAAAGAAAAAAAAGAAAACACAAAAAGAAAAAAGUCUGUUUUUGAAACCUUGCACAUACCAGUAUAAUUCUAUAAAGCCAAGACAGGAAAUGUAUUUGACAUAUUUUUGUUGCUUCAGAUAGUUAAAAGUAGAAUUAUGUCCAGGCAGGAACGUUCAUCAGUGCUUAACGUGUACAUCAGUUCCCCAUGUCUGUUCUAAACUGUUCUUUUAAUCUUUUUAUUAUGUUCAUUUUAGUGCUUUUUCCAUACAGUUUCAUUUCUUCUUUGUAGAAUGGUAUGCUUUAUCUUAAAGGUCACUUGUAGGCAGCUGUUCUCGGUCAUUCAGUCCUCCUCCUCUAUCCUUCAUAUACUUCCUAGAGAUGGACCUAAUUCACAGCUCUGUAAUGGCUGGCAUGUUCAAAGUCCAGCUUCUUUUGCUGUGUUUUGAACUUAGUUAUUACUAUCUGAUUUAUAAAUGUGAAUGUUACACGUAUUCAGGACAGGAUUUUAGCUGCUAUGAACUUUGUGCACUUGAAUUUAGCUGAGUCUCAUAAUUCUAAUCCGUCUCAUAAUUCUAAACUUUAUUUCCAAAGAUAUUUUAAAGGAAUAUUUAUAAUCAUGCUUGUGAAUAUACUAUCAGAAUUUUUCUGAAUUCUCCAUAUUUCUGCUUCUUUUCUUUCUUUUUCACUUGAAUUUUAAGUCCAGGUGUCAAUCAUCAAUUCUUCUCUUAAGAUCUAAAGCUCUUUAUUUUGAUGAAAAUACAGUGGUAUUGGGAGGUUUGGCUGAUGUUCAAAAUGGGAUGGAGUCUCUUUUUUCCCUCAUCCACUUUUCACAUUGUUUUCUCCUUUCAGUAUGACUAGUAGCCAAUUGCUGUCAUCUUCCUGAUGUGGAAAGCAUGAACUGACUUUGCCCAAAGGCAUAGUUGUGUCUUUGUCAGUAGAUUGAUGUUUCUACUUUAUAAUGAACUAAAGUCACCUGAGGGUCAGUUGGUUGACUUUUGUCUGCUUGGGGCUUUUAGGGGGGAAUUUUUUGUUGUUGUUUUUGUUUUGUUUUCUUCUUUUUAUAAUGCUGAUCACUCGUGAAAACAAUGAGGAAAUGCCAUAUUUUCCUUGCUGAUUGCUGUGAUGGCAAUGAAUUCUAUCUUGUUAUAGUCUUAGUAUAAGUUUUCUUUUGCUUUUUCCAAAAACAUGUGUUGUCAGUAGCACGGGACUAGUAAUAGAAACCCAGUGUUUGAAGAAAUGAUAUAGAUGAAAGAAAAAAAACCAACACAUAACAGGCUCAUAUAGGUGGGGAGAUGACUAUGUGGCAAGGUACUAUGUUUUCAUAUCUGCCUAUUUUGAACAUAUUUUGAACAUAUUAAGCACUGACUUUAUUACUGUAAUGUAAUUUAUAUAUUGAGUAGGAAUUUUCUUGAAAUUCAGUAUAUUAGCUUUUAGUUUGUAAUUGUUAAAACUGGAAACAUACACAUAAAUAUAUCUAAAGAGCAAGAACUCACAUUGUGUAUGUAGUUGUAUGAGCUAUGAAGCUUCCUGUAAAAGUUCUUUCUUUGGUCUGUCAAAUGCUUGAUGAGAACUGCCUUUUUGUCAAAAUGAUCUUGAAAAUGCUGUAAAAUAAAUAUUUUCUAUUUAUUAUUUAA